Molecule: messenger RNA, 3173 nt
Organism: Dunckerocampus dactyliophorus (ringed pipefish)
Lineage: Eukaryota; Metazoa; Chordata; Actinopteri; Syngnathiformes; Syngnathidae
Gene: cers4a
Product: ceramide synthase 4a
Exons: 11
Coding region: 244-1524 (426 amino acids)
Biological process (GO): ceramide biosynthetic process
Cellular component (GO): membrane
Molecular function (GO): sphingosine N-acyltransferase activity; DNA binding
Source: RefSeq, a predicted model, not a curated record
UUCGGAGACGCUUGAUCAAACGGACGUGUUCGGAUUGAAAAGGCGGGUUUUGAGACGUGGCUCCGUCUGUGUGUGCGUCGUAAAUGCGUACGGCGGGGGUGCUUUCCGCUUCUUGUUAUGAUUGAUAAACAUUAGGAGUAGUAUCGUGCGUCUUUGCAAUACGAUGUCGUUUAUUUUCCCUGUUUUGACUGGGGGGUGCAUGGGGGAGCUUUCUUCACUGCUGUAAUCAACACGCCAAUCAAUAUGACACCGCUAUUACGAGUCAUUAGCACGUGCAUGCGUCGUCGCGCCACCUGCUCUUGCCGUGAUAGGAUGGAGGCUGUGGUGAAUGAGUGGCUGUGGCAGGACAGGUACUGGCUACCACCUGGCAUGCAUUGGGAAGACAUGGAAGUGAUGGAGGGCCAGGGCAAGGGCCCCUAUCCUCUACCCAGAGAUCUCAUCUACACCUUGCCGGUGGCCUUUGCUUUCAUCGCCUUCAGAUACGUUUUUGAGAGGGUCAUCGCUGUCCCGUUAAGCAAACGUUUGGGCGUGAAGGAUCGGAUUCGGAUUCAAGCUGCGCCUCUUCCGAAGUUGGAGACCUUCUACAAACAGAAGUCGCGGCAGCCGACGCAAAGUGAAGUGGCCAGCUUGGGGAAGCAGUGUGGACUCUCCCAGGCAAAGAUUCAAACCUGGUUCAGGCACAGACGAAACCAGGACCGACCCAGCAACACCAAAAAGUUCUGCGAGGCCUCCUGGCGUUUUGUCUUCUACCUUGCAGCUUUCACAGCAGGGCUCGCGUCUUUGCUUGAUUCUCCGUGGUUCUGGGACUACAGAGAGUGUUGGCAGGGUUUUCCCAAACAGCCGGUCACCGAUGCCCAUUACUGGUAUUACAUCUUGGAACUGGGCUUCUAUCUGUCCCUGCUUCUCUGUGUCUCUGUGGACGUGAAGAGAAAAGAUUUCAAGGAGCAGGUCGUUCAUCACAUUGCCACCAUAUUUCUCAUCGGGUUCUCCUACUGCAGCAACUACGUGAGAGUUGGCACGCUUGUGAUGCUGGUGCACGACUCGUCUGACUUCCUGCUCGAGUCGGCCAAGAUGUUUCACUACGCUGGCUGGACGCGGACGUGUGACUCGCUGUUUGUGGUCUUUGCUCUGGUCUUCCUCGUCACGCGGCUGGUGGUGUUUCCUUGCAGAGUCAUCCACACAACAUUGGUAGUAUCUCUGGAGUUCUUCCAGCCCUUCUUUGGUUAUUUCUUCUUCAAUAGCCUGCUGUUAGUACUGCAAGCGCUGCAUAUCUUCUGGGCCUACCUCAUCCUGCGCAUGGUCUACAAGUUUGCCUUCAUGGGAAAGGUGGAGCGUGACGAGCGCAGCGACGAGGAAAGCGAGGCGGACGAGGACGAGCAGCCUGAGGAAGAAUGCGACGAGAGCAGCUGGGAGCAGCGGAAAGGCAGCAUUAACUCCAAGCUGGCGUCGCUGGCCAACAACUGUGUGCUCAACAACUUGACUAACCAGAGGAAUCUCAACAGCAGACUGCCCAAAGCCAGAUAGAGCAAUGUGGAUUCAUUUCUGACACAUGUACCUUCACAUAUGACUUGCUGUACAUCAACACGGUCCAUUGAUGAUUUCAGACCAUCGUCGGCCUGCAUCCUGCUCUUCUUUGUUAGACAAGCACAAAUGAUUGUACAUCUAUGCGUGCAGUGUCACAUUGGAAGGAAAGCCUGUCCCUCUUUCUUUGAGUUUGGAGACUAGGAAAAAUGUGUUUUGGUUUUAUAUUUAUGUUGUUUCUUGUCAGUGUUUUUAUAAUUUUUUUUUAGAUUGGGGUAAUAAGGAUUAAUCCUGUCACUGAUAGUGUAGAAAACAAAGCUUUUUGGUUCACUGAACAAAAUGAAAACUGUCAAUAAAUAACAAAAUAAACAAAUUCAAAAUGACAAAUUUAGCUAAUUAAAUUAGUACCGAGUUAAAUCGCCCCGUCCGUGCAUAAGUGAUUUUUUUUUAAAAAGAGAGGGAGAAAAAUGUGUUGUUAAACUACUUCAGAUUAUUUGUUUAUAUAUAUUUAUGUUAGUUUAUUUGUUAGUUAAAUACCACUCCCAAAAAAAUUACAGAAUAAUGUAAUUACAGGAAUUAACUUCAUAUAUACAUAUAUGAAUACAUUAUAUAUAUAUACAUAAUAUAUAUAAAACAAUGAAUACAUGUAUUCAUUUUUUAAAUUAUUAUUAUUAAUAAAACUGUAAUUGGGUUGUUUUGUUACAAGUAAAAAUGUAUAUGUAAAUCAAAGUAACUGUUGAGGAUUGCAACUUUAUUUUUGGAAUUGUAUUUUUUUUUCAGUGCUGGCAAGUCUGGUAGAGAGUAUCAAUUUUAGCUCAUUUCUGUGUCAUAUCACAACGGAGAUAUGGCGCCCCCUGCUGCACAAUGAAGAACAUCCUUAUAUACUGUGUGUAUGUAUACAAUUCCUUCCCCCUUCUAAUAUAUAUGAUCUUUGAUGGGGUUUUUCUACUUGGAAUAUAAUUUUUGUUGUUGUUUAGUUUGCUCUACCUGAGCCACUUUAGCUUUGUGCCUUGGCUGCUGUUUUUACACGACCAUGUUGGAUUAGCUUUACUUGGCAAACUGUGACUGUUGGCAAAUGUUUCCCAUAAACAUUUGGUGGCUGCAGCCCUGGAGUCUUAUAAAGUAAGUGUGAGCACACAGAUGGGCAUUGGUGACACAUAGACUGAUACUUGACUAAACGGUCAAGAAAAUCUAGGAUCUGCCACUUAAAGAGCUCUUACUUGAUUUAAAAAGAUAUAUAAUGUAUGUAUUUAGCCCACAUUGUGAAACAAGUGUGGAUUUCAUACUGAACAAAGAUCCACUCGCUGUAAGGACCAGUGUGCUAUAAGAAAGCGUGAAGAACUAAAAGGGCUGAACCACCAACCCUACAUGUUUAUAUCCAUCUUUUUCCAUGUUUCUUUUUCAUUAAAAGUGGAUAGAAUCCUCCCUGCAGAGGUUGUCAGUCAUCUUUCUACACCAAUAACAAACGCAUGCGGUUGAGGCUGAUUCAGGCUAACUUCAUAUGUUGAGGACUCAAAAACAAUGACUGUACAUUAAAAUGGUGGGACAAAGUAUAAUGAUCUGUUAUGGUUCAGUAGCUAAGGGCUAUAGUCCAAUUCUAUCCCUCACCACAAAUUGUCAAAUGACUGUAUUGAUCCAACAUAAAGGUAUUU